Calliphora vicina (urban bluebottle blowfly) is the source of this 2592-nucleotide messenger RNA. It is a transcript of the gene Ssrp, whose product is annotated as structure specific recognition protein. The coding region runs from base 123 to 2342 and encodes 739 amino acids. Gene Ontology annotation, biological process: regulation of chromatin organization. The record is from RefSeq and is a predicted model, not a curated record. Lineage: Eukaryota; Metazoa; Arthropoda; Insecta; Diptera; Calliphoridae. The transcript has 5 exons. Gene Ontology annotation, molecular function: histone binding; nucleosome binding; DNA binding. Gene Ontology annotation, cellular component: nucleus; FACT complex.
AAAAAGCGUUGUUUUUUUCUGUGGUUCGAAUAAAACGCGUGCCGGUUUCUAGAAAAAGAUAAAAAAUACAGGAAAUAAUUAAAUUUUUGUUAAACUAAAAUCUAUUUCACAAUAUUUAAACAAUGGCCGAUGCUUUGGAAUACGAUAUCUCUGCAGAAGUCAGAGGAGUAAUGACUCCCGGUCGUCUGAAGAUGUCAGAUCAACAAAUUGUUUUUAAGAAUAACAAAACGGGUAAAGUAGAGCAGAUAGCUGCCGAUGAUAUAGACCUGAUUAACUCCCAGAAGUUUGUGGGCACUUGGGGUUUGAGAAUCUUUACCAAGAAUGGCAAUCUACAUCGUUUUGUAGGCUUCAAGGACAGUGAAAAUGAAAAGCUGGGCAAGUUUAUUAAGAAAACCUACAAACAGGAUUUGGUGGAAAAGGAAAUGUGUGUCAAGGGUUGGAAUUGGGGUACGGCCAAGUUUCAGGGCUCCGUACUAAGUUUCGACAAAGACACCAAGACAAUAUUUGAGGUGCCCUUGUCACAUGUGUCGCAGUGUAUGACUGGCAAAAAUGAGGUCACUUUGGAAUUUCAUCAAAAUGAUGAUGCUCCAGUGGGUUUGAUGGAAAUGCGUUUCCAUAUACCCAUAUCGGAGUCGGCCGAGGAUGAUCCUGUGGAAAAAUUCCAAAAUAAUGUUAUGAACAAAGCCUCGGUUAUUUCAGCCUCUGGUGAUGCCAUUGCCAUAUUCCGCGAAAUUCACUGUCUUACGCCCAGAGGUCGUUAUGACAUUAAAGUUUUCUCAACUUUCUUUCAAUUGCACGGUAAAACUUUCGAUUACAAAAUACCCAUGGACUCGGUGUUGCGUUUAUUCUUGUUGCCUCACAAAGAUAAUCGGCAAAUGUUCUUUGUUUUGUCUUUGGAUCCUCCCAUUAAACAGGGUCAAACGCGUUAUCAUUAUUUGGUGUUGCUAUUCAGUCCCGAAGAGGAAACCUCUAUUGAAUUGCCCUUCACAGACGAGGAAUUGAAAGAUAAAUAUGAGGGUAAAUUGGAGAAGGAGAUUUCUGGGCCUUUGUAUGAAGUCAUGGGCAAGGUAAUGAAAGUAUUAAUUGGACGCAAAAUCACUGGACCCGGUAACUUUAUAGGUCACUCUGGUACCGCUGCCGUGGGUUGCUCUUUCAAGGCCGCCGCUGGUUACCUCUAUCCUUUGGAACGUGGUUUUAUUUACAUUCACAAGCCACCCAUUCACAUACGUUUCGAGGAAAUUACCUCGGUCAAUUUUGCUCGUAGUGGUGGUUCAACACGUAGUUUUGAUUUUGAAGUCACUCUCAAAAACGGCACAAUUCACAUUUUCUCCUCCAUUGAAAAGGAAGAAUAUUCCAAAUUGUAUGAUUUUAUUAGCCAAAAGAAACUGCAUGUUAGCAAUACGGGCAAAGAUAAUAAGGGCGGCUACAAAGAUGUCGAUUUCGGUGAUUCGGACAAUGAAAAUGAACCCGAUGCCUAUUUGGCUAGAGUACAGGCUGAGGCCCGUGAAAAAGAAUCCGAUGAUGAUGAUGAAGGUUCAGAGGAAGAAUCGACCGAUGAAGAUUUCAAUCCCACCGGUGAUGUCUCCGAUGUGGCUGAGGAAUAUGAUUCAAAUGCUCAAAGUGAUUCGGAUGAUUCAGAUGCCAGUGGCAAGGGUAGUGGUGAUGAGGGCGGCGGUGAAAAGAAACCUAAGAAGGAGAAGAAAGCGAAAAAGGAAAAGGUGGAGAGGAAAUCAAAAUCGAAAAAAUCUAACAAAAAGAAAGAUGUCAACAGACCCAAACGUGCCACCACCGCCUUCAUGCUGUGGCUUAAUGACACCCGCGAACAGAUUAAAAAAGACAAUCCUGGUAUAAAAAUUACUGAAAUCGCUAAAAAGGGUGGUGAAAUGUGGAGGGAAUUAAAGGAUAAAUCGAAAUGGGAUGAAAAGGCCGCCAAGGAUAAACAAAGAUAUUUGGACGAAAUGAAAGACUACAAACCGGCAGCCGAUGACAGUGAUGAUGAGGAGAAGGACAACAGCAAGAGUAAAUCGGCGCCCAAAAAACGUAAAAAGGAAUCACCCACCAAAAAGGCAGCUAAUACCUCAGGAUCAUUUAUAUCGAAGGAAUACAUAUCAGAUGAUGAUUCCUCGUCCUCAGAGGAAAGCAAGAAAAAGAAAGAUAAAGCGGAGGCUGGCGAUUCAGAGCCCGAAAAGAAGAAGAGUAAAAGCGAUAAGGAUAAAUCCAAGGAUGAUAAGUCUAAAACCGAUAAGAAAAAGAAGAAAGCAGCCAGUGAGGAUGAAGACGAUGAAGAGGAAGGUACUGCUUCAGAAGAAGCAGAAUCUGAGGAGGAAGAAGGCAGUGAUUGAAUACCAUCCUCUCUAUCAUUCAUAUGUCGUAUUUAAUGUUAUUAUAAAUUCUAUGUUAAUAUAGUCAUUUAAGUCUGUCGGAUUUUUUUCUUGAUGAAAAUUAUUACUCACACACUAAUUUCCAUACCGCUUGAAAAUAGAUGCUUUGAUUAUUUUUUAUUUUUUUUUGUAAACUACAAAAUAAAUGUUUUUUUUCUCUUGGCAAUUCCUUGGAAAUUGUUGUGAAAUUAAUAAAUACAUUAGCGAUCAA